AGCAUUGUCCAAUGAUAGGAGAGCUAAGAACCACGUCUCCUUCCGCCGGUGCCACAUUCAACAUGGCGGGGAUGCAGUUCUUGCUCAAAGUCUUUGGUUGUUACCUGCUGUUUGACAUUGUUGGAUCUCAAGUAAAAAAGGAGGAGUCACUAUCAGACAAGGUUCAGCAGCUUACUGAAUGGAACAACAAAAAGUCCAUCAUUCGUUUAAAUGGAGACAAAUUUCGACAGUAUGUCAAGAUGCCUCCACGCAACUAUUCUGUCAUUGUAAUGCUGACUGCCUUGCAGGCACAACGACAAUGCUCAGUAUGCAAACAAGCUAAUGAAGAGUACCAGAUUUUGGCUAACUCUUGGAGGUAUUCUCAGCAGUAUUCCAAUCGUCUUUUCUUCGCAAUGGUGGAUUAUGAUGAAGGCCCAGACGUCUUUCAGAGUAUGAAAAUUAAUACAGCGCCUGUCUUUAUGCAUUUUCCUGCAAAAGGAAAACCUAAAAAAUCUGAUACAAUGGAUAUUCACAGGGUUGGCUUUUCUGCUGAACAAAUAGCGAGAUGGGUGGCAGAGAGGACAGACAUUCAGAUUCGUGUUUUUCGGCCUCCAAAUUACUCUGGAACCUUAGCACUUGCUUUGUUGUUUUCACUUAUUGGUGGCCUGCUGUAUUUGAAACGAAACAACUUGGAGUUUCUGUACAACAAAACAUCUUGGGGCAUUUUUGCUUUGGCUGUAAUAUUUGCUAUGACUUCAGGUCAGAUGUGGAACCACAUCCGUGGCCCACCACUGAUGCACAGAAACCCAAACACUGGACAGAUGCACUACAUCCAUGGCAGCAGUCAAGGUCAGUUCAUCAUGGAGACCUACAUCAUCAUGUUGCUCAAUCUAGCUGUUGUUGUCGGCUUUAUACUGCUAAAUGAGGCAAGUUCUCUCAAGGGUGACCCAGGAAAAAGGAGGAUUAUGGCACUGGUGGGAUUGGGAUGUGUGGCAGUUUUCUUCAGCUUCCUGCUGUCUGUCUUCAGGUCCAAAUACCAGGGAUAUCCAUACAGCUUCCUGUUCAAAUGAGGAGGAAGUGGCCUUGCACUACAUUUUUUUAUGUGCAUUUCCCAAGAAAUUUAGUGAAAUUGCCCUUCACAGAUAUCAUAAGGAAUUUGCCCAAUCAAGUCAAAAGUUUUAUUU
Messenger RNA from Pomacea canaliculata, 1163 nucleotides. RefSeq names its product tumor suppressor candidate 3-like. Bases 12 to 1049 code for a protein of 345 amino acids. Gene Ontology annotation, cellular component: oligosaccharyltransferase complex. The transcript is spliced from 11 exons. The record is from RefSeq and is a predicted model, not a curated record. Lineage: Eukaryota; Metazoa; Mollusca; Gastropoda; Architaenioglossa; Ampullariidae.